UAUUUCUUUUAAACAUUCAUCAAUCUUGUAAAAUCAUUCAUAUGACAAUUAAAAAGCAAUUUGAUCUGGCAUUUCUUGUCCUUAUGUUAUUGUUUUAAAAAGAUUCCUUAGAUCUACUUAUAAAAUAUAUUACAAUGAAUUUUAGGAGAUAAACUUACAAAGCCUGAUAUUAAACCUCGUUAAAAUUCUAUACUAUACACAAUGGCUGGAAAAUUAACACUUCAAACUCUGAAAAGAGUAGUAGCUGAGCGUGUCAAAGGGCCAGGCUUUGAAAGUCUAUUUGAUCAGUUGAGUGUUAUAUCUGGUGGUGAUGGCUUGUGUUGCUGUGAACUAAAAGUCAGUCCUAAAAUGUUAAAUGUAAGUGGUAGUUUACAUGGAGGUGUGACAGCUUCUUUAAUUGAUGCAGUCUCUACAUAUGCACUAAUGACAACAGGCACAGGCCGACCUGGUAGCAGUAUUGAUCUCAACAUAAGUUACAUGCGGCCUAUAAAGUUGGACGAUGUAAUUGUAAUUUCGGCUAAAACAUUGAACUGUGGGAAAAAGAUUGCUGUCAGCACAGUGGACAUUAGCAGCAAACAGACGGGCAAACUGGUGGCUCAGGGCAGACACACCAAAUUUGUGGGUGAUCCCAAAGUGGAUUGACAACUCAAUGUAAAAUACCAAUUCCACUUUUGCCACCUUUUGUCCUUGGAUGACACAAGGGUUUCCUGAUAGUGCCAGAUUAAAGUGGCAUAUGCCUUGAGCAGCUGAGAUUGUCAAGAUUUUAUAAGCUUAUUCCAGCUUGAAGUCUGUUAACCAUGACACAUAUGGUGCUAUGUUUUGAAUUAUUAUUAAUUUUAUUGGUAUGUUAGUUUAGCUAGAUAUGUUUGUAACAUUGUAAUGUAAGUUAUGAAGAUGUGGAGAGUUGUGCAUGCAUACGUUAGUACACUUAUAUGAGGUUUUUUGUCAAAAUAAAUUGGUUUUUUGAGUCAAUAUCAUUUUGUCUUUUUGUGUUUUGAAGCCUAAAAUGUUAGGCAUUAUUUGUGAAUAUUUUUACUGUUUAUUUUUCUGUAUCAAUUGUUAUAAAAAAGGUU
Molecule: messenger RNA, 1073 nt
Organism: Physella acuta
Lineage: Eukaryota; Metazoa; Mollusca; Gastropoda; Physidae
Product: acyl-coenzyme A thioesterase 13
Molecular function (GO): fatty acyl-CoA hydrolase activity
Source: RefSeq, a predicted model, not a curated record